AUUUCAUAUAAAUGUACAUCACUACAGUUUUGAAUUAGAUGUCUAGGUUGCAUACGUAGACGCUGUUCAUAAGCGAACAAUUUUAAAGAAUGACUAUGUCACUAUAUGGUUUGACAGCACUGAUUGGUUUGUUUGUUGGUAUUACCUAUGGGAGUGAUAGAAUGAUUUACGACAUCUCUUCACAGGUAGGUUUGUUGGUAUUACCUAUGGGAGUGAUAGAAUGAAUUACGACAUCUCUUCACAGGCCAAAUGUAGUGAGAUCACGCGAGGUGCCACGAGAGAUUGUAGAUGGAAAGCAGGGAUGAAUAUGCAAGUGGAUCAAGUCGCAGCAGGAGGGAAGAUAGCUGCAUACAAAAUUCGAUGGUUUAGUGGUACCUGGAGUGGUUGGUUCGUUCCAGGAUACAACGACAUGGACUGGAAAAUCAACGUUGGCAGCAGGAGUUGUUCAAUGCCGUUGAAAGCCAACAGUCUAAGACGAAUGUGGUCUUACUUCUACGACCACACACACAAAUACAUUGUGUGCAAAGCUUAGAAAUGUUUGACAGAAGAUCCAUUUCAAUAUAAACUAUAGAAUGUAAUAAAUGAGUUUGUGUUAAUUAUUUACAAAACCAGUCAUGUAAAGUGUUUUAUAUCUAUCUUCAGUUUAUAGACUUCUUUGCCAACACAAAUCUAGCCUCAACUAAUGUAAAAAUGCGUGUACGUAAUAAAUCAAAGGUUUGCAUUGUC
Mytilus trossulus (common blue mussel) is the source of this 726-nucleotide messenger RNA. RefSeq lists its product as uncharacterized. Lineage: Eukaryota; Metazoa; Mollusca; Bivalvia; Mytilida; Mytilidae. The record is from RefSeq and is a predicted model, not a curated record. Bases 221 to 532 code for a protein of 103 amino acids. The transcript is spliced from 2 exons.